AAAAAAAGAAGAAAAUUUACAAUAUUACAUCACUGGGUCAUCUCGCCUCAUCCCCCUAUAACUAUGGCCGCCGUUCCCCUCAUCUCCCACCGCUUCUCCUCCUUGCUCCGUUCUUCCUGGAGAUCGCCAUCAACUCCCAAAUCCUUUUCUAUCGCGAUUCAGCAAUUUCAUCGAUUCCGCCCAUUUUGUUCAUCAUCGAUGGCUGCGUCCUCGUCCGAUCCCAAGGAAUCCCCCUCCAACAACCCCGGCCUCCACACGGAGCUCGACGAUGCCACCAAGGGAUACUUCUUGCAGCAGACUAUGUUCAGAGUUAAAGAUCCCAAAGUUAGUCUUGACUUUUACUCUCGCGUGUUGGGAAUGUCCUUGCUGAAGAGGUUGGAUUUUCCUGACAUGAAGUUCAGUUUGUACUUCCUUGGUUAUGAGAAUACUGCAUCAGCACCAUCUGAUCCAACUGAAAGAACCGUGUGGACUUUUGGUCAGAAAGCUACACUUGAGCUUACACAUUUCCCUUGCUCACUACCAAUAGCAACUGGGGAACAGAAAGCGAUCCGGAAUUUAAAGGCUACCAUAAUGGAAAUUCAGAACCACGUGGCUUUGGCCAUAUUGGAAUCACUGUUGAUGACACAUACAAAGCAUGCGAGCGAUUUGAACGUCUAGGGGUAGAGUUUGUGAAAAGACCUGAUGAUGGAAAAAUGAAAGGCAUUGCCUUCAUUAAAGAUCCUGAUGGCUACUGGAUUGAAAUUUUUGACUUGAAAACUAUAGGGGGUGUGACUUCUGCUGCUGCUUAAUCAAUGUGAGGAUGCUCUAGGCUUCCAGCUGCCAUCUGUCUAGUGAAUCAGCAGUUACUCAUAGUGUUCGGAUCUAUGCCAUGGUUGUGUUUGAGUUCUCUGUUUUUUUUUUUUUUUUCAUUCAAGCAGAGUGUUCCGAUCUAUGCCAGUUUCCCUCUUUUGCUUACACAAUAAACUAACGAUGUGAAACUUUCUUGUUGGAGCCUUCAUUUGCUGAGUGUACUGUCUGUGUUUCUAUCCACCAAACCAAACCAAACUUGAACAAAAUGUCUGCAUUAAGUUUUUUGAUCUU
This is a messenger RNA of Zingiber officinale, 1080 nucleotides long. Its product is annotated as lactoylglutathione lyase. The transcript is spliced from 8 exons. Lineage: Eukaryota; Viridiplantae; Streptophyta; Magnoliopsida; Zingiberales; Zingiberaceae. The coding region runs from base 64 to 657 and encodes 197 amino acids. The record is from RefSeq and is a predicted model, not a curated record. Gene Ontology annotation, molecular function: metal ion binding; lactoylglutathione lyase activity.